AUGGCUAUCCUCAGUUGGCUGGGACUAGGCCUCUUGACGACUCCCCUGGCUCUUUUCAAGCUCAAUCCGUAUUCAUACCAGCAAAUAUCAUUCAACCGCGGGUCUUACGAAGGACAUCAACGACCAGUCAUUUCUCCGGACCUCGAAGCCUACAUCCAACAAACUCUCACAAAAUCGAAUGUUCCAGGCUUAUCUCUCGCCAUUGUCCCCAAAGAUGGCGAGCCUGAGUUCAGGUCCUGGGGAAACAUGACAGAUGAUGGCGAGAAGACGACUCCAGAGACUUUAUUCCAUCUCGCGUCCGUCUCCAAAGCCUUUGUUGCAAGCUCCCUUGGAAUACUCAUUGACGACUUUGCUAAUGGUCGCAAUACUUCCGCAUUGCCCCCUGGCUUAUCGCAGUUCACAUGGAAAACAAAACUAAGGGACAUCCUACCAGAUGAAUGGGAACUUAUGGACGAAUGGGCUUCUGAGAAAGUCAACAUUCAUGAUAUCUUAUCUCAUGUUACUGGGAUGCCGCGGUGGGUUCUUGUCAUCAACAGAAAUCACGAUUAUUCCUAUGGGCCAAAUGACACUCCCAUAGACGUCGUUCGUCGCCUGAAACAUCUCAGGCCCGCAUACGAGCUUAGAGAGAAAUACUCAUACAACAACCAGAUGUUCCUGGUCGGGGCACACAUCGUCUCCACCUAUGCUAAGCCAUACACCCAAUUCGUAGAAGAACGUAUCUUUGCCCCACUAGGCAUGACAUCGACGACCUUCUCACCAUCUCAAGCUGCCGCGUCGGGAAAGUUCACGCAAGCAUGGACCAAGCAUGGAAGACUCCUCCCAGAGUGGUUUAAUGAGGAUAUUGCUCAGCUCAACGCUGGGCCAGGGGCAGUUAUUUCUAGUACUUCCGACAUGUCGAAAUGGAUCAACAUGUGGCUUAAUUCGGGCAUAUACAUGAACAAAACUAUCAUACCUUUGUCAGCCUUCGAGAAUAUCACGACAGCCUACUCCAUCACAUUCGGAAAGCCAGAGAAUGCCAAAAAUUCCAUUGGCGGGUAUGGGAUGGGAUGGUUCCGGAGUUCUUACCAGGGCCACGACGUAAUUUACCAUACAGGUUCCAUCCCUGGGUUUUCAACACGAAUUCCGUUUUUGCCGCAGGAUGGCCUAGGCAUUAUCGUGUUCGCAAAUGCGGAUGACAAGGCAGAGACGGUUGCAAAUAUCUCAGAUCGAGUCAUGGAGGAUGCUUUGCAUAUCCGAGGCUUCUCUGAAGCGUUUGAUAGGUCAGUGCUUUGUCAGAUCCAUGCGAGCGCCAGUAAUACCCCUAACCACACAUACAACGGACCUUUAGCCGAUAUCGCCCAGACAAACCUAAGUAUAGAUGAUUAUUCAGGAACUUAUACCAAUCCAGGAUAUGGCGCCUUUACACUCUGCGGGCCAUCAAGUACAUCGUCUUAUUGUGAAGGAGUGCUGUCUGAGUUUGCCUCUGUUGACGCACAUUCAUAUAACACAAUCGACGCGCCUCAGUUGGUCGCUGCCUGGCCGCGUAUAUGGUCUUCCCAUGUACGCAUGAGUUACUUGAAAGACUCCAAAUUUUUAGUCUUUUUCACGGCCCUCUUCCCAAACGGAUACGGAACUGACACGACACCGUUUGAGACCGCCGAUUCUGACACAUUUCAAACUUCGGCUGAGUUUGUUAUUCAAGAUGGCGAGGUAAUGGGGUUCGGACUUUUAGGUUUGGUGGGCGAAAUUACAGAACGCGAAAGACAAGAAACCACGAUAAGAGAUAAAGCUGAAGCGUGGUUUGUCAAGGUAUAA
Serpula lacrymans var. lacrymans S7.9 is the source of this 1794-nucleotide messenger RNA. RefSeq lists its product as uncharacterized. Bases 1 to 1794 code for a protein of 597 amino acids. The record is from RefSeq and is a predicted model, not a curated record. The transcript is spliced from 8 exons. NCBI's taxonomy places the organism in Eukaryota, Fungi, Basidiomycota, Agaricomycetes, Boletales, Serpulaceae.